AUGAAGAGUUUUGGAGUUUUCUCCUUAUUACUGUGUGUUUUGGCUUUUGCCAACGCUAAAGAUAGCGAUACGUCAUCUACCGAAGAAAAUUUGAGAGAUCUUGCAAAAGCUGUUCACGAAAAAUUGAAUACUACAAUAUUUCUGGACUUAGUCAAAUUGGGGGAUAAAAUCAAAGAAAAAUGUCCAGAUAUCGAAAACAAAAUGGAGAAUACCAUGGACAGAGUUGGUGAAUGUGUUGAAGCAAUCGAUCUCGGUUCCGACACCUUCUGUUCCCUCAUCAGGAAAAAUUUCGUUAAAUGUAUGAAACCUGCAGUGGAGCUCGCAGUAGGCUGCAUGCCCAAAGAAUCGAAGGACAUUCCCGAAAUGGUAGAAAAAAUUGUGAUGGCUAUGAUUGAUACAGCGUGUAGCUCUACUGUUGAAGAAAUGUUGGAAUUGCUUAACCCAUGUAUGAUGAAUAAAGACUUCUCACUCCAGUUCCCACCAUGCAAGGACUUGCGGGAUACAUUCGAUCAACACAGGAACAAACUCCCAUCCAAGGCUUUUACUUGUCAGACCAUGCCGAAAGUGCGAAGGUGUAUAAAAGCAGUACUGGACGAUUCUUGUCCUAACCAAUUAACCAAAGCUGCUCAUAUGAAAAUGCUUGACGGUAUUGACAAAGGUCUAAAAGAAGAUUGCGAUGCCUUGAACACAGCUUAG
This is a messenger RNA of Psylliodes chrysocephalus, 696 nucleotides long. The record is from the annotation of a GenBank genome assembly. Lineage: Eukaryota; Metazoa; Arthropoda; Insecta; Coleoptera; Chrysomelidae.